AUGACUAGAUAUGUGGCACCAUGUUGGGAUCUCUCGGUCACAGUGCUGCGAGCGAAGUUCAGCGCUUCACGUGACUACUUUUCUCAGUCUGACCUCUACGUGACCUUGAGCAUGCCCACAGCCUCGAUCCAAACUAUGAAAACCAAAAGCAUUCCAAACUGCAAUUCACCCGAAUGGAACGAGACCUUCCACUUCCGUGUGAACAGCCACGUCAAGAAUAUUCUGGAGCUAAAUGUCUAUGAUGAGGAUCUCAGGCGAGAUGACCUGUGCAUUAGGCUCUUCUUCGACAUCAGCACCCUCAUACUGGACAAGAAGGAGACCAAAGUCUUCAUCACUGAUGAAAAGAAAAAGGAUGAGCUGUGGGUGGAUUUCGAGAUCACAGAGUGCCCUGAAGCUUCUCGAGAAUAUCUCUCUAAUGGAGUUCUCGUGGCGGCACCGCUGUCCAUCGUGGAGGUGACGAUUGAUAAACUACCACCUGAGGUCGGGAAGAACAUGCUGUUGACGCUGCGAGGGGCGUAUAAUGAAGAUCAAGUCGUCUCGACUUCCCAGAAAAGCAACCUCAUGCAGACUCUUCGCUACUUCAUCAGCAAAGACGUGGAGCCCAUGAUUGAACUCCAGGCGGAUGGGAGGGAAGCAAUGACCGCUUCGCCCCCGCCGUCCCCGCUGUCCUCUGCAUCCACAUCAGAGGUCACCUUCUCUUUUCCUGCAGUAAAGGAUACAGUCAGUUUGCAGGUGAACACAGUAGAGAGCUCUGAGGAGGACAUGAAGGUGCGUCUGGAUUUCGAUAUACCUGCGGAGGAGAAGGCGUUUCUGGUGAAGAGGAGAGAGGUGGUGUCUCACGCACUGCAGAAAAUACUCAAACUCAAAUCUCCCCUCGAACCCAGUAAGGUGCCAACCAUGGCUGUGGUGUGUACAGGAGGUGGCGCGAGGGCCAUGACAGGCAUGUUCGGCUCUCUGAAAGGACUGCAGAGUCUUGGCUUUCUGGAUGUCAUCAGCUACAUUACCUCAUUGUCUGGCUCCACCUGGACUAAUGCUUAUCUGUACAAUGACCCACACUGGUCAGAGAAAGACCUGGAUGUGGCAAUUAAUUUGGUGAAGAAGGAACUCUCAAAGGGAACCAAAACUCUGUUUGGACCGAGCCGGCUGCGGUAUUACUACUCCGAGCUGCGUCAGAAACAGAAGGAUGGUCAUCCUUUCUCUCCGAUCGACAUGUGGGGGCUCAUUAUAGAAAAUGCUAUUUAUGGAAAGAACAACGAAGCUACACUGUCUGACCAGCAGGAGGCAGUCUCCGAGGGCCAGAACCCUCUGCCAAUCUACACAGCUGUCAACAUGAAGAGGGAUGCUGGAGGUUCCAUGAUGGCUGAGUGGUGUGAGUUUACUCCAUAUGAGGUGGGAUUCCCCAAAUACGGAGGCUUUGUGCCUGCAGAACAUUUCGGAAGCGAGUACUUCCUUGGUCAUCUGAUUAAGAAGCUCCCGGAGAUUCGAGUCUCCUUCCUUUUGGGCUUGUGGAGCAGUGUCUUCUCUGCGAACCUGAUGCUGCUCUGGAAACAUGUCACUGGAGCAAUGCCGUCCUGGACCUCAUGGCUGGGGGAGGAUGUGUCUAGCAUUGAGACAGAUGAUGAUGACUCAACCCUGGAUACCUUGGUGCUCGCUUCGAACGCUUCGACAUUGAGCAACUUCAUGCACGGGCGUCCCAUGAUCUGCAAAGUGUUCAACUUCCUGCGAGGAUUCGUACUGCACAACAAGUACCGCGAAAGCUCCACCUUCAACACCUUGAAAGAGACACAUCUGGACGCGUUUCCGAACAGGCUGACCCCGAUGGACCGCACCCUUGGCCUGGUAGAUGCUGGAUUUGAAUUCAACUCAGCCUUCCCUCCUGUGCUGAGGCCACACCGACACGUCGACGUGGUUCUGUCUCUCAGCUACUCCUGGGAUGAGGAUCAUCUAAAGAUCCUUAAGAAAACUCAGCAAUACUGUGCCAUCCGCCAGCUGCCUUUCCCAAAUGUAGACUUCAGCAAGUUUGAGGGAGAGCCGCCAAGAGAAGUGUACGUGUUUGAGGACGAGAAGAAUCCCGAUGCUCCCAUAGUGGUCCACUUCCCACUGGUCAACAUCACAUUCAAAGAUUAUAAAGCACCAGGAGUGAAGAGACAGGGAAACAAGGAGCUGAAGGCUGGAGAGGUCGACGUGAGCACUAGAUCUUCUCCAUAUGUCACAUCGAACCUCACAUACAAGGCGGAUGUCUUCCAGAAAUUGGUGGACCUCACCUGCUAUAAUGUCUCCAACAACGUAGACAGCAUUGUGAGUGCUCUAGAGAGAGCUAUGAACAGAAAAGGGCUCGCUGGCAAAGAAAAAUAAAAACACUUCAGCUUCAAUCAGCUAUUGCGCUAACAUGUAAAACCAUGUGUAGCAUUUUGGAACUUUUAACUCUAAAAAUAAAGGAUGGCAGUAAUAGCAUAUGCUUUAUUACAAAAAACUAAUUGUAGCCUAAACUAGAUCUCUUACAGUUAAGGAAAUGUCACGGGGAAAAAGAAUGAUCCGGAAAUGUAGCUAAGCACAAAUACAGUGAAACCUUGGCGUACAAAUUUAAUUGGUUCUGGAGGUGAGUUCUUAAGGCGAAAAUGUGUGAAACAAAUUUUCCCAUAAUUAAUAAUGUAAAUGCAGAUAAUCCGUUCCAGCCACCCAAGAAAAUGACCAAUAUGACCAAUACGAAGCAUUUGUAAACGGCUGCUUACUAAGAACUGACCCAAGCCAAGCUUCCUCACAGGAAGUCGUGCCACCAAGCUUGGGCAAAAAAUAGAACAGACCGCCCACACCACUAAUCUGUCAACCAAAAAACACCCCAAAAGUCACCUAGCUUUUCACCUAGCUAUAAUUUGUAAACUUGUUUUGGUUGGCUUCGCUCGGCUUUCCACUGACGCAAACGAGUUUUGAACGGCUCCCAGACGUACGUGCAACUUAGCUGUCGGUUCGGUUCGUUCGUAUGCCAAAUAUGCUUCAUAUGUCAAUGCAAAAUUUCAAUUCUUAUGGUGAAACUUCGUAAGGGAGAGCAUGCUGAGGUUGCACUGUACAGCUCAAACAACAUAAACUCUAUAAAGAGAUGAUAUAGUCCAUCUUUCACAUCACUCAGUGUGUGUUAUCCUGCAUUAAUCCAAUUACACUCGAACUGUUACUCAGAGAGCAUUAUAAGGAAGUGCAGAAACAGCUCUCCAACACAUUUCCUACAGUAUUCUUCUGUGAGAAAUUACAUCUCUUUUAUAUCCAAAACUACAUGGGGCUAAACUGGAUUUUUAAUCCCGGGGCUGUAUCUCUUACCAAAUAAUCUCCAAGCAUGUUUGUAUAAUCUUGCGUGUAGGUCUAUUUCUAUUAUAGCAAACUGUCUUUUAUUGAAUCUGAGAUUUGAUUCGCUUUGAUUUUCGCAUGUAAAAUUCUCGAGGCUGAUUGGUCAAAAGGUGAUUCUUAAUGUACUUAAUUUUGGUUGUUUUUUGUGCGAUAUCCAUGGGUUAUAGUUAAUAAUACGGUGAAGUUUGCUUUGUUUUGCAUACAUGCUUCAGUUAAUAAUACGGUUUCCAUUGGAGGUUUUGCAAGGAGGCUUCAGGGCUGGUUCCUCGUAAAGCUGGAACUUCAAGUUCUGCCGCACAGGAGAGUUUUGGGUGGGUUGGUUGACAAAAUGCAUUUUUUUUGUCUUGUUAAACUUCAAGACAGGAAAAGAAAGGCUGAUGAAGGUAGCUAGAAGUUAUUAUAGUUAUAAUUGUUUCACUGAUGUUCUUUAAAAUGUAGUAAGAUUUUUUAAAAAAUAAGAAAAUGAAUGUUGUGGUAUUAGAGGAAUCAAAGAACUUAGGAUGUGCUGUUCCGGAUGAAUCAACUUACAUUUGCUAUUCUUAUAUAUUCCGUCUUAUAAUUUUGCUUUCUUUUUAUCUCAUUGUACUUCAUUCAGUUUCAAAAGCCUUUCAUAAACGUGCCUUUAAACAGUAUGCCUAUUAUUCUGUAAACCACUUUUGUUAAUCUCUUAUUUUAAGCUCUAAAGCAUCAUCCAACAUGGAUCCUGGUGUCUAAAACAGAACAAAAAAACAUUUUAAUGAAAGCUCUACUACUCGAUUUUAGCAUCCUCUAUAUGCACGCUCUGUAUGUCAUGUGAUAUAUUACAUAUUACUCCGCAUGCAGCUGUUACAGCUACAGUAAGUGGGGCUCCUCUAA
Messenger RNA from Hemibagrus wyckioides, 4194 nucleotides. RefSeq names its product cytosolic phospholipase A2 zeta-like. Gene Ontology annotation, cellular component: cytosol. The record is from RefSeq and is a predicted model, not a curated record. Lineage: Eukaryota; Metazoa; Chordata; Actinopteri; Siluriformes; Bagridae. Gene Ontology annotation, molecular function: calcium-dependent phospholipid binding; calcium ion binding. Bases 1 to 2355 code for a protein of 784 amino acids. Gene Ontology annotation, biological process: glycerophospholipid catabolic process. The transcript is spliced from 20 exons.